Pseudogymnoascus verrucosus is the source of this 384-nucleotide messenger RNA. RefSeq lists its product as uncharacterized. Lineage: Eukaryota; Fungi; Ascomycota; Leotiomycetes; Thelebolales; Thelebolaceae. The transcript has 4 exons. The record is from RefSeq and is a predicted model, not a curated record. Bases 1 to 384 code for a protein of 127 amino acids.
AUGCCUGCCGCCCCAGCCCCAGAGAAGCGCGCGGCGAUGGAGCAGAAACUCGGGGAAUUGAUACAAAGAGCUAAUCUUGGGGUGGCUGCCCCGAUAACUAGAGCCAUCGAGAACCAUGAGCUCUGGACUCCGCCAACCCCAAACCAGACUCUGUACCACGUGUGGGACUUUCUGAAGAGGUCGAAUUUCGUCCAGCUCCUGGUGAGAACUGGUGCUGCUGCGGCCAAAAAAGUCUACGACGAUGUGGUCGGCAGGAAUAUGAUGGCGCAGAUGAUGGUCACUGAUACCACGGGGAAGACGGCUAUGUUGACUGGAAGCUCAGGGCCACCUGUAGACUUUGGCAGUAAUGCCAAGGAGAAGGUCAGAUCUCUAAAUUCCGUGUAA